This is a messenger RNA of Onychostoma macrolepis, 663 nucleotides long. RefSeq names its product neurogenin 3 (gene neurog3). The record is from RefSeq and is a predicted model, not a curated record. The coding region runs from base 1 to 663 and encodes 220 amino acids. Gene Ontology annotation, molecular function: protein dimerization activity. Lineage: Eukaryota; Metazoa; Chordata; Actinopteri; Cypriniformes; Cyprinidae. The transcript has a single exon.
AUGACUCCAAGAUCCACGUGCACUUCGGUAGGAAGGGAUGGGACCUUUAAAUCUAACUGGAGUUCAGCAUUAGAUUUCAAGUCUGGAUCCACAGACAUUACCAAGUGCCAAAAAAUCAAAUGCAACAGAGAAUUAGAGCUUGGCAGCAUAGACUCAGCGACUAAAGACUGCGCAUCUACCUUCAACGAAGAGAACACAAGAAAUAAAAGAAUAAAGAAAAAGAUGACAGUUAAAUCAGCAAGAAGACAACGUGGGAAUCGCAGAGUGAAGGCAAACGACAGAGAAAGGCACCGCAUGCAUAAGCUGAACUCCGCCCUGGAUACUCUGAGAAGCGUGCUUCCAACUUUUCCCGAUGACGCGAAACUGACUAAAAUCGAGACUUUGAGAUUCGCGCACAAUUACAUUUGGGCAUUGUCAGAAACAUUGAGAAUUGCAGACCAUGUUCGACAAAUUUCAAAUCACGAUCGGGAUCAGGAGAACCUCGCCGUGCCAAGCGCUUGCUUGGAUGUGCGCUAUAGCGCGUCCAGCGCAUGCGCGUCCAAGUGGCACUCUACAAACUCAUCAAAUUGCCAAGAAGCUCAAGGCUACUACUCUGAUUUAUUACUAGAGGAAUUUAACAGCAAUUUUCAGGACAAUCUGACAUUUAAUCUAAUCUGCGAGUAG